Fusarium subglutinans is the source of this 360-nucleotide messenger RNA. RefSeq lists its product as uncharacterized. Lineage: Eukaryota; Fungi; Ascomycota; Sordariomycetes; Hypocreales; Nectriaceae. The coding region runs from base 1 to 360 and encodes 119 amino acids. The transcript is spliced from 2 exons. The record is from RefSeq and is a predicted model, not a curated record.
AUGAAUCAAAAGCAACUCACGCAAUUACUGCCAGCAUUUAGACAGAAGGAGACCACUAAGUCACCCUUUGAGCAGCCCAGUGCGGAAGUCAUCGACGUCGCAGCCUUAGAUGAGGAGCGACGAGCUCACAGCCCGGAGAAUCGGAAGCGAAAGGCAGGCCUGAGGGACCUGAAAAAAAGGUCAACCAUUCAAGAAGCCCGGUCAGGAACCGAGGAUGAGUCGGCACCGGAGAAAACCCAUCCAGUGAACAGUAACAGAGAAAGAUCUACUGUCGAUAUAUUCAAGGGUAUUGUCUCCAAAGAGUUGGGUACCGACACAGAGCAUAUUAUCGACGUUGAAGCCCUCAAAGACAUCUGCUAA